This is a messenger RNA of Brettanomyces bruxellensis, 6729 nucleotides long. RefSeq lists its product as uncharacterized. NCBI's taxonomy places the organism in Eukaryota, Fungi, Ascomycota, Pichiomycetes, Pichiales, Pichiaceae. Gene Ontology annotation, molecular function: zinc ion binding; single-stranded DNA 3'-5' DNA exonuclease activity; DNA-directed DNA polymerase activity. The record is from RefSeq and is a predicted model, not a curated record. Gene Ontology annotation, biological process: leading strand elongation; DNA replication proofreading; base-excision repair, gap-filling. The transcript has a single exon. Gene Ontology annotation, cellular component: nucleus; epsilon DNA polymerase complex. Bases 1 to 6729 code for a protein of 2242 amino acids.
AUGUCCACAGUACAUAGAAAUUUCAGAGGGUCAGCAUCAGCUCGAUUCAUCAAGAAACCCGGUCCUUAUGGCUAUACAAAGCAGAAGGUGACAAAUGGAUAUUCACCCUUUGGCAAUCACAAUAAAGGCAGGUAUCCAACGCGUUCCAACUUUGCCGAAACCAAGUUCGAGGCUGUGAAAGAAGUGGAUAGAUUCGACUCGGUUGUUGGGUUUGAUAGAUUUGAAUCGGGACCAAAGAGAACUGGAUGGCUUGUGAAUUUUCAUACUACAUUUGUUCCCAACGACAAGAUAUUACAGGGUUAUGCCGCAGUUGAUUACUACUUUUUGGAUGAGGAAGGUGGAUACUUCAAGGUCACAAUGCAUUAUGACCCAUACUUUUUAGUCAAGUGCAGGGAAGGAACAGAAACGGAAGUGGAAGAAUACUUGAGGAAGUUCUUGGAGUCGACGGUGAAAAACGUUGAGCAGAUCACAAAGGAAGAUCUCAGGCAACCGAACCAUCUUUUGGGUAUCCGCCGGAAACUUUUGAAGCUAAGCUUUCACAACAUUAAUGAUCUUCUGGAGGCCAGAAGUAUGCUUCAGCCAAUAGUGAAAAAGAACCACGAGAAUAAGGACAGCAACGACAUAUACAGAUCUGUGAAUUUGAAUUACAACAACUUGCUCAAGGGGGAUUCUGCAUCAACAAACAGCUUCAGUUCUUCAGAGAUAUCAGCAAAUGGAGGGGAGCCAUCGCACCAUGAGGAUCCAUCAGAGUUAAUUGAAGAGUUACGCGAAUACGAUGUUCCAUACCACGCCCGUGUUUCCAUAGAUAAAGACAUUCGUGUGGGAAAGUGGUUUGACGUUGAGGUGGAUCGAGGAAAUGUCACUUUGACGGAAAGAAAGGAUAAAAUCGCGUUUGCAGAUCCAGUGGUUUUAGCCUUUGAUAUCGAAACCACAAAGGCACCCUUGAAGUUCCCAGAUAGUGCCGUUGAUCAAGUCAUGAUGAUUUCGUACAUGAUCGACGGUGAAGGUUAUUUAAUCACCAAUCGUGAGAUCAUCAGUGAGGAUAUUCAGGAUUUUGAAUACACGCCAAGACCCGAGUACCCUGGUUCUUUCACAAUCUUCAACGAGCCGAAUGAAAAAGCGCUUCUAGAGAAGUUUUUCCAGCAUAUUAGAGAUGUCCGCCCUACUGUGAUUGCAACUUUCAACGGUGACUUCUUUGACUGGCCAUUUGUCGAAUCUAGAGCUUCUUAUCACGGCUUGGAUAUGCACCAUGAGAUUGGAUUUGCCCGGGAUAAGGACGAUGAAUACAAGUCAACAUACUGCUGUCACAUGGAUUGUUUCAGAUGGGUCAAGAGAGACUCGUACUUGCCUCAAGGUGCACAAGGUUUGAAAGCUGUGACUACUGCGAAGCUUGGAUACAACCCAACUGAGCUCGAUCCCGAAUUGAUGACACCAUAUGCAUAUGAGAAGCCCCAGACUCUUUCCGAGUACUCUGUGUCGGAUGCCGUUGCUACUUAUUAUCUUUACUACAAGUAUGUGCAUCCCUUCAUCUUUUCUCUUUGCACGAUUAUUCCACUCAACCCGGAUGAGGUGCUCAGGAAGGGAACCGGUACAUUGUGCGAGAUGUUGCUUAUGGUGCACGCCUAUCAGAAUGGAAUUGUGCUUCCAAAUAAGCACACGGAUCCUCUUGAACGGUUUUUCAAUGGCCACUUGAUUGAGUCAGAGACUUAUGUUGGUGGUCACGUGGAAUCUUUAGAGGCUGGUGUUUUCAGAGCAGAUUUGGAUUCCGACUUUAAAAUAGAUCCAACUGCAGUUGAUAUGCUAUUGGGUGAUUUAAGAAACGCAUUGAAGUUUGCCAUCACCGAAGAGGGACACCAAAAGCUUGAAGAUGUGACAAAUUUCGAAGAAAUCUACCAGGAAGUGAAGAAGGAGUUGCUUGAGUUCAAGAAGCACACAAAGAUUAGAGAGCCACCGGUCAUUUAUCACGUGGAUGUCUCGUCCAUGUAUCCUAAUAUCAUGAUUACCAACAGGUUGCAACCUGAUUCUAUGAAAUCAGAGCAAGAUUGUGCCGCAUGCGACUUCAAUAGGCCUGGAAGGAAGUGUGAUCGACGCCUAUCCUGGGCUUGGAGAGGGGAGUAUUAUCCGGCUGACAUGAGUGACUACAACAUGAUAAAAAACGCGAUGAAAAAGGAAACUUUCCCACCUUACAAGCCCGGUCUUCCUUCAAGGACUUACGAUCAGCUUACGUACACCGAGCAGGCAACAUAUUUAAAAGAUCGUAUUUCCGAAUACUCUAGGAAGGUGUACCACCGUAUUAAGCAGUCAAAAAUCAUUGAAAGAGAAGCCAUCAUUUGCCAGCGUGAGAAUCCGUUUUACGUGAGGACAGUGAGGUCUUUCAGAGACAGAAGAUACGAGUUUAAAGGAUUGAAAAAGCUAUGGACCAAGAAGUUGAGCAAGGUGGAUAGACGCGAUAAGCAUGCCCUUGAAGAGGCGAAGAAAAUGCUGGUUCUUUAUGAUUCGAUGCAGUUGGCACAUAAGGUCAUUUUGAAUUCUUUCUACGGUUACGUCAUGCGUAAGGGUUCCCGGUGGUAUUCCAUGGAAAUGGCCGGUGUCACGUGUCUUACAGGUGCAACGAUCAUUCAGAUGGCAAGGGCUCUUAUUGGGCGAUUGGGCAGGCCGUUAGAACUUGAUACUGAUGGUAUCUGGUGUGCACUUCCAAAGAGUUUUCCCGAUACGUUUACGUUCAAGUUGAAAAACGGCAAAACAACAUCGACCACCUAUCCAUGCUCCAUGUUGAACUAUAUAGUCCACCAGCGAUUUACCAAUGAGCAGUAUCAAACGUUGGUCGAUCCAGUUAAGAUGAGGUACGAGGUGAAAUCCGAAAAUACUAUUUUCUUCGAGGCGGAUGGUCCGUAUAAGGCGAUGAUAUUGCCAACUUCUAAGGAGGAGGGCAAGGGUUUGAAGAAGAGAUAUGCGGUGUUCAACUUUGAUGGUAGCCUUGCUGAAUUGAAAGGUUUUGAGUUGAAGAGACGUGGUGAGUUGCAACUCAUCAAGAACUUCCAAUCAGAUAUUUUCAAGUUAUUUUUGGACGGAACAACACUUGAAGAAUGUUAUGCCACGGUUGCUAACGUGGCCAACAGAUGGCUUGAUGUUUUGGAUUCGCAUGGAAAAAUGCUUGAGGAUGAGGAUUUGAUUGAGCUUAUUUGUGAAAAUAGGAGCAUGUCCAAAACUUUGGCCGAGUACGGUCAGCAGAAAUCAACAUCAAUCACCACUGCAAAAAGAUUGGGUGAGUUCUUAGGAGCACAAAUGGUGAAGGGCAAGGGCUUGGCAUGUAAGUAUGUUGUUGCAGAUAGACCAAUCGGGGCUCCAGUGACUGAGAGAGCAAUACCAACUGCUAUCUUUUCAUCAGAGUUGCCUGUUAAGCAGAAAUACCUGCGCAGAUGGUUGAAAGACCCGGGUUUGGAUGAUUUCGAUCCUAGAUCGAUCAUCGACUGGAAUUAUUACAGAGAAAGACUUGGCUCAACAAUCCAGAAGAUUAUAACCAUUCCAGCAGCAUUGCAGGGCCUUCCUAACCCGGUUCCACGUGUUAAACAACCAGACUGGGUUCAGAAGAGAAUAGACAAAAAGAAUGAUAAGAUGAAGCAGUCCUCCUUAUCAUCUUUCUUUUCCAAAGCUACUCCUGGCUCCGAACCAAUUGGUUCGGAGCAGGUGAAUGAAGUUGAUGAUAUUGAGGACAUUGGCAACGCAUCUACUUCUUCAAAUGGAACAAAGGUCGCUCAUGUUAUGUCUAAAAGAAGAAGACACAUGACAGAUGCGGAUUCCGAAGAGGCCAAGGAGCAGAUAAUCCUCAAGCAGCAGCCGCCAAACCCACUGAUCGACUAUGUGGGAUUCUUGAAGCAUGAAAAGAUCAAAUGGAACAUCCAGGCGAGGGAGAGAAAAAGAAGGCAGAAGCUUUUUGGUAGAAGUUACAAUUCUAUGGACAGGGGUAUUGUGAGCAACUUUAUUGGCCACAGGGCAGAGUUGUAUGCCACAAACGUGUGGCAGGUUAUUCAAUACAUUCCGGAUUUGGGUAAUCCUGGAAACCUUAAGGUAUUUGUGUUGGUCCGGGAUAAAGUCCAGGAAUUGACUUUACACAUACCAAAGACCAUUUAUGUGAAGUUCAAGUCCGGAAACAUGCCAGACGGUAGUAUUGAAGAUUGCACUGUGAAGAAAUCAGAGGAAUCCUUGCCAACAGGAGGCGACAAUAAAAACAUUUUCAAACUAAGCAUGCCUGAAGAUGCUUAUUUGGAGGAGAUGAAGAAGUCGGACUCAAUUCUAAAGAGUACUGAUAUUGCUGGUAUAUAUGAAACACAGAUCAGGUCAUCUGAUAGGGCAAUUAUUGAACUCGGUUCUUGUGUUCGUUUCGAUGACAACAAGGCAGAACUACUUGCCAAAUCGUUUGAAAAGGGUUUCGAUAAAGAAAACUUGAAGCAAGUUGCGGCCGAGAACUACCUUGAAAAAUUCUCCAUGAACAUCUUAUAUUUGCUGCACAUCAUAUCCAACGGAUACGAGAUUUUUACGCUUUUCAACACUUUCAACACUUCCGCUUACAUGUAUGUGCUCAAAGCUUCAGCAAAUGCCCAACAGCUUCCACCGAAAAUGGGUAGUCUUUACAGGGAUUUACUCAAGGUUAAAAAAACCAAGGUUGACAAAUAUUAUCAGAUUAUUGACUAUCCACCCUCUAUCUCUUUCGAGACACACUACUUUACCGAUAUUGGCCGUCUUCAUCGUAAGCUUAAUGCAAAAAUUGCAAGCAUCAACGAACAUAGUGCUUCAAAGUAUCUUCUAACUAUUCAAUCGCCAUUCCCAGAAAAGCUUCAGAAGCUGUUGAAGGCAUCACAAUCAAUGCCAACUGUGAAGAUGAGCAUUGGUGAGAUUCAAACGAACGCAUUGUCAUGGCAUGUACUCAUCAUGAAGAGAAUCAUAAACCACUAUCUCUCACUAUCUGGAUGGAUCAAGAAGCUCAUUGACCUUUCGAAGUAUAGUAAUAUUCCUCUUUGUAACCUAAAAGUGUCAAACAUGGGAUAUUUGAUUGAUGUUGAGUAUGCCAGAAGAUUGCAAAAAGCAGGAAUAAUCUUGUGGUGGUCGCCUAGGCCAUUACCAGACUAUGGUGGUAUGGAGAAAGAUACAACUUUGUUUGAAUCGGAUGAAUCACUUCAGUUCCCGCACUUUAACAGUCCUGAGAUCUAUGAAACUGUCUGCAUGGAAUUAUCGUUGAGGAAUUUGACCAUCAACACGGUUUUAACUUCAUCUUGGAUUAACGAGGCUGAAGGUGUGUUUAUUUCGGAGACUGGAGAACGAAACGAUGCUGAUGGUGAAGAUGCAGGCUCAUCCACUCUUGCUGAUGAUUCGUUUUCGGGUCCCGCUUUGGCAGUUUUGCGUGGAUUGGUGAGACAUUGGUGGGAUGAUGCCAUAAAGGGUAAUUCCGAGGCCGAUUCCAUGGUUCAUGACUUCAUUACGUGGUACAGUAGCUCCUCUUCAAUGCUUUACGAUUCAUCAUUGCACUAUCAUGUUCACAAUCUUACCAAGAAGUCAUUUGUGCAACUUCUUGGAGAAUUCAAACGUAUUGGUGCUGGUAUUGUGUUUGCGGAUAGAAACAAAAUCAUUCUUCGUACAUCCAAGACCGUUGUCGAGAACUCCUAUGCAUAUGGUCAGUACCUUAUUUCAAGUGUUCGCUCAAAGCCACUUUUCAACCUUUUGGAGUUGAAUGUAACCAGAUACUGGGAUAUGCUAAUCUGGAUGGACAAGUACAACUAUGCAGGAAGCUUCUGUAACGAGAUCCAAGGUGAAGGAGAGCAAAAGUUCGAUUAUAUUUCCAAUUGGCAAAUAAAGAAUUACCUUCCAAUGAUAAUGCAGGGAGAAUUCGAGGACUGGGUUAUUCUCUUUUUGGAUGCUUUUAUAAAGGAUAGAGAAAGAGAGUACAACAGUGGUUCAUCUCAAUCCCAACUUUCGCCUAGAAGAACGCAAAUUACCCAGAUUUUGAAGCAGCAUAAGUUCAAUAACAGGAGAAACGGGGAGGAGGACAUUGAUAUGAGUGAAAUUACCAACGGCGUGUGUGAAUACUUCCGAUCUGCACUCAUUAAAAGAGUCAAGACCUUGAUUCGGAAGCAGAAUGAGAUGCUUCUUGAUUCAGCAAUGCAACAGGAGUUCGAAUUUCCUAAACUAGCGGGCUCUCAUCUUCCAAUGGAUAACCCAACACUAGAAUUGGUGAAAUUCUUGUGCCAUAUACUCAGCUUGUCAAAGAGAAGGGAUAUCGAGGUCAGAAUACUACGGAGAGAGCUUCUUUCAUUAUUUGAGGUGAAGGAGUUCAGUGAUGAAGCAAUAUUUAAGAAUCCGUCAGCUUCUCUGAUUAUUCCGCAGUUUAUUUGCAAUUACUGUGACCAUACGAAAGAUAUAGACGUCUGUCGUGAUGAUGAAGGAACAAUAUUUAGAUGUGAUUUGUGCCACAAAGCUUACAACAAGCUUAUCAUAGAGGAAAGGCUAAUUUAUGAGCUGCAUCGUACCAUUACAAAGUAUUUAACGCAGGACUUAAGAUGCAAUAAGUGUGGAAGGAUGAAAGACAAAGAGAUAUCACUUCAUUGCCAAUGCUCUGGAGAUUGGGUUGCUACAAUAUCGAAAAAACAGGCACUAUCUCGAGUGAAGACUUUUCAAAAUGCUGCAGAUGCUUAUCAGUUCCAGCUAUUGAGGGAGGUUACGGAAGAGUUUAUAUAA